CUUUAGUGGGCACAGUUCACGGACGAACUCGCAGCACCAUCCUGAGGACAAAAGAAACAUCCCAUGUCAUGAGGGGAACAUGGUGACUUAGAAUGGGGCGCAGUUUCCCUGGGUCACGGAACACAGUCUGAGGCCAGGAUGUGAGGCGAAGCCCCCACGGGCUUAGGGGUUCAGAUAGUCUUGAGCUCACCUUCCAGGUCCACCGCUUAGUUGUGUGACCUUGAGCCUGUGUCUCGGUGUCUCUGAGUGUCCGUUUUCUGAGUCUGUAACAUGGGGAUUACGAGAGCGCCUGUGUCUAGGGUGGCUAUAUGAAUGGACCGAGCUAAAUGCUGAGGCUGUUGGCUAGUGAAGACAUCCCCGCAAGACUUGAUCAGUGUUUUAUGGCUAUACAGUUAAAGCAAGGGUUGAAUUCCACAAAUCAAAAACCAACCCUUUUUAGAGAACCAACUCUCUAGCACACCCAGAGCCCCAGGCUUCUCCGAGAAGAAAACUGGAGAAAGCAGACGACCCUCUCUCCUUGGGCCGGCUCACAAACUGCUAGCCAAGCAUUGGAGCCAGGCAGCCGCUUCCCGCCUAUGUCUGCACUGAACCCAGAGCUGGGGAUGUGACAGCUGCCCAUGGUGCUCGCUGCGUCUCUCUCUGGGGAUGGCAGAGUUGAGAGAGGUACUGCUGGUCCUGCUGUACAUGGCCCACUCGUCAUCUGCCAUUUGCGGCACCCAGAAAGCCAACAUCGUGGACGAGCCCAAGGAGAACCUCGUGGGCAGCAACGAGUUCCCCUGGGUGGUGUCCUUACAGGACCCACAGUACACCCACCUGGCAUUCGGCUGCAUUCUCAGCAAGUUCUGGAUCCUCAGCACCGCCUCGGCUCUCCAACACAGGAAGAAGAUCAUUGCUGUUGUCGGUAUAGCUAACAUGGACCCCAGAAAGGUGGAUCACACAGAGUACCCAGUCAAUAUGAUCAUCCUCCAUGAGAACUUUAAUAACAGAUCCAUGAGCAAUAACAUAGCCCUCCUGAGGACAGAAUCUGCCAUACAUUUCGACGAUAUGGUCCAGGCCAUCUGCUUCCUGGACAAAAAGCAAGACAAAGCACCAACCUUGAAGAACUGCUGGGUGGCAGGAUGGAAUCCCACGGCUGCAACAGGAAAUCACAUGACAAUGAGUAUCCUGAGGAGAAUCUACGUGAAAGACAUUGAACUGUGUCCUUUACCUAGAGACCAGAAAACAGAAUGUGCCAGUCACACAAAUAAGGAAUCCACCAAUGUUUGCCUGGGGGAACCAGGAAGUCCGAUGAUGUGCCAAGUGAAGAAGUCGGAUCUCUGGGUCCUCAGAGGAAUCGUGACCCGUGGAGGCGACUUGUGCCCUGGCCUGUUUCUGUAUGCCAGUGUGGGAGACUACAGCGACUGGAUCAUAGCCAAGGCGAAUAAGGCUGGCCCUCCCCUGUCUGUGCUGAACCCCUGGGAGAAGCUGAUCCCCGAGGCCCCCUUUCAAGAAUCAAAUACUGCCCUGACAAAGAAUUCGAGUUCUGUGCAAGGCCAUGCUGAGCGGCCCCGAUCCUACUCCCAGGGCCAAAAAAUGUCCACGCUGUUCGACCAGCCCACAGACGGCAGGCAGAACUUCAGGGUAAACGGUCUUCAGGAAUCAAGCUGGCCUUCGAAGGUGGCUGUUCAACCCAUGUACUACGACUACUAUGGUGGGGAGGUGGGGGAAGGCGGGGCCAUGGCCGGCCAGAACAGGCUGCGCUGGCCCCAGGGAAGGAUCUUGAUGUCCCUCGUGCUAGUGUUCUUGGGCAGCGGUGUCUAGCUGGCAGCUAACCUACCCCACAGACAAGAAGCUCAGAGCGCAAGGUGCUAGGCAUCUGCCGUACUGUUCCGGUGUCUGUUCUGUUUUGAGAGGUGCCACCUGGGCGGCCGCGGGCAGGCCCACAGCAGCGCGGGGCUGGCUCUCCCUCCUCUGUCCCACUCCCAUGUGUGGGCAGGUCACUUCAUUUAUGCUUGUGAUAAAUGUGGGCUAACAAGUGUCAAA
This is a messenger RNA of Peromyscus maniculatus bairdii (prairie deer mouse), 2022 nucleotides long. RefSeq names its product serine protease 54 (gene Prss54). NCBI's taxonomy places the organism in Eukaryota, Metazoa, Chordata, Mammalia, Rodentia, Cricetidae. The record is from RefSeq and is a predicted model, not a curated record. Gene Ontology annotation, molecular function: serine-type endopeptidase activity. Gene Ontology annotation, biological process: proteolysis.